Aspergillus ruber CBS 135680 is the source of this 3378-nucleotide messenger RNA. RefSeq lists its product as uncharacterized. Gene Ontology annotation, molecular function: protein binding; double-stranded DNA binding. The record is from RefSeq and is a predicted model, not a curated record. Gene Ontology annotation, biological process: mitotic sister chromatid cohesion; maintenance of mitotic sister chromatid cohesion. Gene Ontology annotation, cellular component: chromatin; SMC loading complex. Bases 1 to 3378 code for a protein of 1125 amino acids. The transcript has 8 exons. Lineage: Eukaryota; Fungi; Ascomycota; Eurotiomycetes; Eurotiales; Aspergillaceae.
AUGACAUAUAGUCUUCGACGUUCUGGAGAAAAAUUGAAGAUCGUGAUGAAAAUGGCUCGUUGGCUACGGAACCAAGGCAGUGGACAUACUGGUGAGGGAAAUGGCUCCGGCCGGUGUCAUCUUUUGGAGCUGCCCAUAGAGCUGCUGCUGGAGAUCGUGUCACAUUUAACUGAAGUCCCAGAAGCAUCUCUAGCGCUCACUUGCAAGAGUCUCUUUUUUAUUUCGGGAGCAGUCUUCGAGAAUGAAUCACUUCAUUUCAGUCGAGAUUUCGCACCUCUCUUUCACCAUUACCGGAACGGACACAACUUCCUUACCCCCCGAUGGCAAUUUAUCGGCAUGCUGGAGGAUCACAAAUGGCAAGCAUGUUCUGGAUGUCUGAAGCUUCACCGCAAGACUGCGUUCACCUCGCGAGAACUGAAACGAAAACCGGAAGACCGCGUCUGCAAUCUGGGCGAACUGGCUGGUGUAGUCGACUUGUGCCCAUGCAGAAAGUUGACCUUCCAGGAUAAGAUGGACAUCGUUGAGCUUCUGAAAUUGCGACGGCAAUCGAUAGGUUUCCUAAAUGCACAGUUCGGAAACGGCGUCAAAGAACGUUUCUGUUGGCAUUCCUGCACGCAGGAUUAUGGGUCGACAGUAUUGAAUAUCAGCAUUUACCCCGAGUUGGAUCAAGAUAAUAAACUUCAAAUACGAACCGAGUACCGCCUUUCAAUUGAGGCAGGUCAACUGGGGAAAGAGGAGAACAUGACACCGCGAUUCGGGUGUGCACACCGGUCUGUCGACCUAUGGCUUGCCAGUUCUUGCCAAACCUCCCCCAUUCAACCGCCGCAGUUUCUAUACAAUAACAUCAAUUCUGUGCAGUCGCCGCAAUCGCCAUACCAAUAUGGCAAGCCAGUCGUCUAUCCGCAGGUGAUCCCGAAUUUCAAUAGUUAUGCGCAGGCUUUCAAUAGUCAGCAACACGUACAACAACCUCAACCAGUACCGCCGCCCCAACCGCAAUAUGUGAACCCGGUAGAUCUAUUCCAACAACCAUCUGUUGGUCCAGUCAUACCACCCCAAUUCAAUACAUUCGGUACCUCUCAAUACGCCGGACAGCCUGCCGCGUCUGUUGCAAACAACAACCCCGACCGCUCGCCUACAUUACCCACUAUAUCUAACUCGACGCAGCCAACACUCUAUCCUCCUCCUAGUGCUAGCCCGGGCAGCAGCAACGCAUACAAUCAAUAUCCACAGGUCGCUCCAAAACAGCAGGCGACCCCUUUGCAAAAAAAACCCGCUCCCUCGCCGAUUCCCGCUUCUACUUCCGUUCCUGCUCCUGCUCCAGUCGCCAGUCCCAACCCCGUUCCUCAGAUGUUGAUUCCCGCUCCUUCGCCAGAGGUCCAACAGAAAUUGUUGAAACAGCAAGCAGCCAGGAAACAAGGGCAAGCACAACUGCAAGGAAACCAACAAACUGCACGCAAACAAGGGAAACCUUCGGUUGAUUAUCAGGUACUGUUGUUGUCAUUGGCGGACGAGUAUCUCAAUGCUGCUCAUAACCAUGGGACCACUGUUGCCUCGUUGAGAAAGGAGGAUGACGUGGAGGAAUACUAUAAGCUUCUUGCUACGGGGCUUGGGUGUCUGGAGGCUGUUUUGAAGAACUGGAGACUUCAACCACGUAUGGAGGCACUUGUGCGGUUACGAUAUGCACGCGUCUUGUUCGAGGAAACAGAUAAUGACCUUGAAGCGGAAACUGCAUUGAGUAAAGGGAUCGAUUUGUGUGAAAGAAACCGCAUGUUGGACCUCAAGUACAGUAUGCAGCAUCUUUUAGCGCGGAUGCUCCACAAGACCAAUCCGAGAGCUUCGUUGAAGGCUGUUGAUGGUAUGAUCCAGGACGUGGAAGCGUAUCGCCAUUCGGCCUGGGAGUAUGCUUUUCGCUUCCUUAGAGUCUCACUUUCUUUAUCUUUAUCAUCCCCAACCCAUCAAGACUCGGUUUCAGCGCUGCAUCAUCUCCACAAAAUCUCCCAGAUGGCCAAUCGCAAUGGUGACAAGGCUGUAUCAGCCAUGGCUGCUGUGAUUGAGGCACUGGCACAUCUGCAGCUAGGCUCGAAUUUCGAUUCUAUUGAGCAGGCUCAGCGCGCAGUGGCUACCGCACGAAGUCAUCAACUCAAUGAUGACCUUCGGCACAUACCUCAAUUAAUCACUCUCGUUCAGAUGGUUGACAUUUGCUGCAGUCUUCUGGAAUACGAUGUCAACCAAUCUGCUCAAAAAUUACGAGUGUUGCAAGAGAUAAUGGACGAGAGGUUAAAUUAUCCUAACUGGCGCGUUGACGGAUCGUUCUCUGUCCCACUGAAUGGCAAAUCUGCGGGACCUUCUUCAAUUGACACCGGUGAUAUUCUCCAAGUCCAGAAUGGCACGUUGCUUCUGAGUUUCAGCUGGCUACCCCAGCAUGAUCUUUAUGCGUUGUGCUAUUUCCUUAGCUCUGUCACACUCAGUGCUAAGAACUCGCAUGACGGUCGUAAAGCUGAGAAGUUCCUUCAAGAAGGGAGGCGUAUGCUCAACAGCAGCUUCGAGAUACCGGAAAAUGUUGCAGAAUCGAUGGUAAGCGCAAACAAACGCAUAGAAUGGCGCAGGACGCUAUGCUGCAACAUCAUACUACAACAAGUAUUUCUGGCAUGUUCACGAACCGAUUGGGACUUUGCCAAACAAAAUCUUAAAGAACUCCGACAAAUCGCACAAGAGACCGGUGACAACCUCUCAGAUGACAUCCAAUGCCUCGUAGAAUACACCACAGGCACUAUCGCGCAAGCAACAGGAGACCUCAAAACCGCCUUAACAAUCUUCCAAUCCCCACUCCUCUCACUUUCCCCCAACGCCAGCAAAAUAACACGCAACGACCCCCGCCGUGACAUCGCCAUCCUUGCAACCAUCAACACCGCCCUCAUCCUCCGCGACCCAUCUCACCCCUCCCACUCGCUCCUCCCAUCAGUCCUCUCCACCAUUGAAUCCUUCGCCAAAUCAAGCCCCAACAAAUACAUCCAAGCAGCCUACUACCUCAUCAAUGCAACCGUGCAAACCGAAUCCACAAUCCAAACAAAACAAUUCCUCCAACAAGCGCUCCAAUCCGCCACAGCGAUCAGCAACUCCCAAAUCACCUGCAUGACACUGACUUUCAUGAGCUGGAAGUACUUCCGCGGUGUUGUCGGGGAACAAGCGGAGAAAAGUGCACGAGCAGGGCGGGCAAUGGCGAAGAAAGCGAAUGAUCGUCUUUGGGUAAGCGUUACGGAUGAAAUGCUCGCGGAGACAUUAGAGAGGCAAGGGAAGGGAGAGGAGGCGGGAACUGUUAGGGAUGAGGGGAUGAGGGUUACAACGGGGCUUCCAGGGGCGUUGAGGAGGGGUGUUUGA